This is a messenger RNA of Aspergillus candidus, 2259 nucleotides long. RefSeq names its product ribosomal protein L1p/L10e family-domain-containing protein. The record is from RefSeq and is a predicted model, not a curated record. The transcript has 5 exons. Gene Ontology annotation, cellular component: mitochondrion. The coding region runs from base 1 to 2259 and encodes 752 amino acids. Gene Ontology annotation, molecular function: flavin adenine dinucleotide binding; electron transfer activity. NCBI's taxonomy places the organism in Eukaryota, Fungi, Ascomycota, Eurotiomycetes, Eurotiales, Aspergillaceae.
AUGGUGUCUUCAAAUGCGGUCACCACCAAGGUGACAUCUGGAUCUCCUUACCAGCUUGAUCAGAACCAGGUCUCCAGAGCCUCGUCUGCGCUUUUGCGACACAUCAAGACGCAGCAGGUGGACAAGGAAAAGACGGCGACCAAGAAGACCCUCAUUGGCGACAACGAUGAUGAUUCUGACGCGGAGGAUAUCCCCCUCAACAACGAAGCGGUUUGGCUCGUCCUCACCACGAAAAAGCACGUUGUCGACAAGAACCGCCUGAAGCCGGGGAAGAUCACCAUUCCUCACUCUCUCAACGCCUCUCCCUCCCUCAGCGUCUGCCUGAUCACGGCGGACCCGCAGCGCGCCGUCAAGAACAUUGUUGCCGACGAAUCUUUCCCUCAGCAUCUGACCUCCCGCAUCGACAAGGUGAUCGGUUUCUCGAAAUUGAAGUCUCGCUACCAGAGCUUUGAGAGCCGGCGACAACUGUUCUCCGAGCAUGACGUCUUCCUGGCCGAUGACCGGAUAAUCAUGCGUCUGGUCAAGACUCUUGGCAAGAUUUUCUACAAGUCGAGCAAGCGCCCGAUCCCCGUUCGCAUCGCCGAGAUUGAGAAGGUGGACGGCAAGAAGGUGAAGAAGGACCCGAAGCAGAGGUCUAAGCCCAAUGCGGAGGACAGCGCUUUCGCGUCGCCCGCGAUCGUCGCCAAGGAGAUCGAGAAGGCGCUCAACUCGGCCGCCGUGCAGCUUGCUCCGGCUACUACUGCUGCCAUCCGCGUCGGCUCCUCCAACUUCACUCCCCAGCAACUGUCCGAGAAUGUCGAAGCCGUCGUGAAGGGCUUGACGGACAAGUUUAUCACGAAGGGCUGGAAGAACGUCAAGGCCCUCCACGUCAAGGGUGCGAACACCAUGGCCAUGCCGAUCUGGCUCGCCAGUGAGCUCUGGGUGGAAGAGGGCGAUGUGGUGGAGAAGACCGCCGAUGACGACAAGGCCAUUGAGGGCGCCAAGAACGACAAGAAGCGCAAGCAGAUCGAAGCCGGAGAGGGAGAGAAGAUCUCGGAGGGUGGCAAGAAGUCGAAGAAGCCCAAGGCCGCUGACGACGACGAAGCCGCCUCCCUGAGCGCACGGAAGGAGAAGUUGCAGAAGCAGAAGGCCAAGGCCCUGCAGGACGGUGAGGAGUCCGGUCGCAAAGCCGCCGCCACCCCAGCCAAAGCAGAGGCCGGGUCUACGAAGAAAAAGAGAAAACAAUCGGUUCUCCGGGCCGCGCGCUCGCAACUCAACCCUUCGCGGGCAUUCAACCAGCCCACGGCCUCUGCUUACGCCCGCCUCCUCUCGACCCUGGCCCUCCUCGAACAGCGUGAUGGCCAACUGCAGAACUCGUCGCUCUCCGCUAUCGCUGCGGCGCAGAAACUCGGUGGCCCCGUCACUGCCUUCCUCGCUGGUAGCGGUGUGAAGGGUACCUCUGCUGUGGAGGCUGCUAAGAUCAAGGGUCUGGAUAAGGUGAUGGCUGUGGAUAAUGAUGCUUAUGAGAAGGGUCUGCCGGAGAACUACGCCCCUCUUCUGGUUGAGAACAUCAAGAAGGGCGAAUUCACCCACGUCGUUGGCUCCCACUCUGCCUUCGGAAAGAGCCUUCUGCCCCGCGUUGCGGCUCUCCUUGAUGUGCAGCAGGUUUCUGAUAUCACCGGGAUUGAGAGUGAAGACACUUUCGUCCGCCCUAUCUACGCCGGAAACGCCAUCCUGACCGUCCAAUCUUCGGACUCCAUCAAGGUGAUUACUGUGCGAGGCACUGCCUUCCAGGGCACCGAGACCGAGGGCGGCUCUGCCGAGAUCGUCGAGGGCAGCGACCCCAAGGCGCCCGCCCAGACCGAGUGGGUGUCCGAGGAGCUCGCCAAGUCCGAGCGCCCCGACCUGGGUGUUGCAUCCCGCGUCGUCUCCGGCGGCCGUGGCCUCAAGUCCAAGGAGGAGUUCGACCGUGUCAUCGUGCCCCUCGCCGACUCCCUGGGCGCUGCCAUCGGUGCUUCCCGUGCCGCCGUCGACAGCGGCUUCGCCGACAACAGUCUGCAGGUCGGCCAGACCGGCAAGAACGUCGCUCCCCAGCUGUACCUGUGCGCCGGUAUCUCGGGUGCCAUCCAGCAUCUGGCUGGUAUGAAGGACAGCAAGGUCAUCGCCGCUAUCAACAAGGACCCCGAUGCUCCCAUCUUCCAGGUCGCUGAUGUCGGUCUGGUCGGUGACCUUUUCGAGAAGGUCCCUGAGAUGACCGAGAAGCUCAAGGCGCAAGCUUAA